Molecule: messenger RNA, 949 nt
Organism: Phragmites australis (common reed)
Lineage: Eukaryota; Viridiplantae; Streptophyta; Magnoliopsida; Poales; Poaceae
Exons: 4
Coding region: 38-481 (147 amino acids)
Source: RefSeq, a predicted model, not a curated record
GAGGCUGGUCGGCCUGGUCCGCAGAGCGACGGCGACGAUGCGGAAUCGUUGGCACGGCGCCGCCGGCCUCGGGAGGCCGCCGUGGCGUAGCAGGAGCUCCUCCAUGGCCGGGAGCUCGAGGAGUAGUUUCCCGGGAGCAUGUUCUGGUUUCUUGGGAGCGAUCAGCGAUUACAAACUAGCCCUUGAAGGCCCAGUGGCUUACCUAGAUCAUUAUGGUGUUGCUGAUCCCCUGUCCUGUAAGGCUGUGUUUCAGCAGCUCUCUUACAGAAAAAGAGUGCAUCACCUCAAUAUCUAUGUUAUAGUCUGCUGGAGGGAAUUGAAUCAGAUUGGCCCUUCCUUGCAUAUUCCUUUGCACAUUAAUCAUAGUACAAGGUCAUUUCACAUGCUGAAGUUGUCGCACAUAUUUCCUGCAAAUAAUAAUGCACUUAAAGAAGCCUUUGAGGUCUUCUGUAACAAGGGUGUCUGGCAGUUCAAGUGCUGAAUUGCUCGCUACCUUCUGUGAUAACAUUCUGAAGAAAGGCUGCAGUGAAAAGCUCAGUGAUGAAGCCAUUGAAGAUGCCCUUGAGAAGGUGGUAAGAUUGCUUGCAUACAUCAGUGAUAAAGACCUCUUUGCUGAGCUAUCUUCCAGGAAGAAACUUGCAAGAAGAUUGCUUUUCGACAAAAGUGCUAAUGCUGAGCUAUCAGUGAUAAGAUUGCUCCUGUGGUGGCUUUUUUUUUUCUCUUUUUUUAAUGGUUUGCCGAGUGUAUUUUAAGGGCACUCGGCAAACCCUCCACUUUUUGCCGAGUGUAUUCCCUCGACACUCGGCAAACCGGCCGUUACGGCCCUGCUACCGUUUAGGCGUUUUUUUUUGCCGAGUGUCGGAUUUCACUCUCGGCAAAAUAGUUUGCCGAGUGCGCGAUAGAAAACACUCGACAAACAGCUGUUUGCCGGCAUGUUGUAUGCCGACAG